This is a messenger RNA of Polistes canadensis, 1326 nucleotides long. Its product is annotated as uridine phosphorylase 1. Gene Ontology annotation, cellular component: cytoplasm; cytosol. Gene Ontology annotation, biological process: nucleotide catabolic process; uridine catabolic process. The transcript is spliced from 7 exons. Lineage: Eukaryota; Metazoa; Arthropoda; Insecta; Hymenoptera; Vespidae. Bases 77 to 1150 code for a protein of 357 amino acids. The record is from RefSeq and is a predicted model, not a curated record. Gene Ontology annotation, molecular function: uridine phosphorylase activity.
UCGUUAACGAACGUAUCAAGAACUGGUUUAUUAUAACAUAAAUUAACAGAAGAAAAAAUUUAAUAACAUUCAGAAGAUGCCUACUUGUAAGUGUGAGAAUGUUACUAAGGAGGAGAAAGAUAAUGGUCACAAGUGUCAAAUCAAGUCAUCUGUUGAUGCAGAGGAUUACGAAUUUGAUCAUUUCCUGACCGACAAUACUGUUAGGUACAGUGAUGGUUCCGUACGAUUGAAAAAUCCUAACAUCGAACUAAUGGAUCAAGACAUAUUAUAUCAUCUAGCACUUGGCAGUGGUUCUCACGAUCUCGUGGAAAUGUUUGGCGAUGUUAAGUUCGUUUGCAUGGGUGGUACACCGAAACGUAUGGAACAGUUUGCGAAUUACAUUAUGAAGGAAAUAGGUCACAAGAUCCCAGCCGGAACUACCCUUCUCGACAUCAGCCAGUAUUCUUAUCGUUAUUCCAUGUACAAAGUCGGACCUGUGCUUUCAAUCAGCCAUGGAAUGGGUAUUCCUUCAGUGGGAAUUCUUCUUCACGAAAUUAUCAAGCUGAUGUAUCAUGCAAAGGUCAAGGAUCCAAUUUUCUUUAGGAUUGGUACUUGUGGUGGUAUCGGAUUGGAAGGUGGUACCGUUGUUAUUUCUGAAGAAGCAGUUGAUGGAAUGUUGAAUCCUCAUUUAGAACUGCCCGUCUUAGGAAAAAUAGUGACAAGACCGACGAAGUUUGAUCGAUUAUUAGUUCGAGAAUUAAAAGGAUUGGCACAUCGUGACGACCCUUACGACACCGUAGUCGGUAAGACCAUGUGCACUUAUGAUUUCUACGAAGGCCAAGCUAGAUUGGAUGGAGCAUUUUGCGAUUUCACGGAGAAUGAAAAGAUGGAUUAUUUAACUAAAAUACACAAAGCUGGUGUUGUUAAUAUUGAAAUGGAAAGUACCCCAUUCGCUGCACUUACCUAUCACGCUGGCAUUAAAUCUGCCGUUGUUUGCGUGACUUUGUUGGAUCGACUCAAGGGAGAUCAGGUAAUGGCACCUAAGGAAGUUUUGGACGAAUGGCAAAUAAGACCGCAAAAAUUGGUCGCCCGGUACAUCACAAAAUAUCUCCAACGCAAAGGAAGACUUUCCUUAGAGGGCCAUGGUUCUAUAUCAAACAGGGCUAUAUAGGAGAACUGAGAAUGGGAUAAAGAGAGAGAGAAAAAAAGAGGAAGGAAGGAAAUGGAAAGGAGGAAUAGAAAGAGAAAGAAGCGAAAACUUAUCGAGGAAUGAAUUUAAUAUACACAUACGUACAUGCGUGUCAUCUGUGUGUAAAUGUCGGUCUAAAAAUGGAGCCAAAACUUAUA